CUGUAAUGUGAGUGACAGCAACAGCACCAUGUGUGGAGCUCACAAACACAUCACAUCUGCCGCUGUUUUGCUGCUUUGUGCUGUGGGGCUGCUGGGCUUCGAUGGGACCUGUGAAUCCAGCCGGGAGAUAUCCUGCUUUCAAACAGCUGACUACAUGAACUACAUGAACACAUCUCGUUCAGUCAUCUUCUAUAUAUGCCCUGGUAAGAAACUCAACAUCUCCAUGGAACGUCUCCCUGGUGACCCCAUCUGCCAGUGGAGCCGCAGAAUGGACCCGGUACCAAUAGUUAAUGGGAGUCACUUCAUGGUCUUGCCACCACUUUUGGAAAAAGAUUCUGGGGACUACAUACUGAGCUGUGAAAGCCAGACUGGUAGCAGAUCCUUAUUGUUGGUGUCUCUCUUUUUUGAAAUGAGACCCACAGUGCCACAUCUUAAACUGACCAAAGUAAAUGAGCCCGAUAUUUCCCCUGUGUUCCAGUGUACCUCAGAGGGAUGCCCAACACCCACAAUUCAAUGGGCAGGAAACUAUGAGAGGAGAAAGGCCCCUGAACCCAGUGGGAGCACGAUAAGCAGCAGCAGAUAUAGUAAUAAAGCAGUGAUGUGCUGUGCAGCUAAUGCUGAAGGAGAAGGAUGCACCCAGCUGUAUGACUACGAGUUAGGGAACAACAUUUUGACAAACAAUGAGGUGUCCAACGUGACUGUGAGCCCCGGGCAGACUGUACUGCUUCGCUGCCGAUUUAAAAAGUAUCAGCCUCCGCACCCAGUGUGGGAGAGACGCGGUGAAACACUGGAUGCCACCAGAUUCGGCUGCAAUGACAACAUAAAGAAGGAGAUCUGCAUAAAAAAUGAUUCACAUGGCGGUUAUCAGAUGGCCUACCUGUUCAUCGAAUCACUUGGUGUGAAACACAGCGGCAUGUAUACCUGCAGGACUCCCGGAAAUGAAAUGAAAUCUGUUCACAUUAAUGUCUCGGGCAAGAGCAUCUUGUCGGUGCAGCUGAAUGACACGCACACAGUUUUAACGACAAAUGUAGACAGCUCCUGUUUGCAGGCCAGAUUGUCCUACCACCCUGCGCUCCAGCGCUGCACCUGGGAGGCUCCUGAUGAACAAAAGAGGAAGUGCAAGGAGGAAUCUUGGGUAACAAAACAGAGGACUGUAAUGCUAUGUGGUCAACUCAAAACGGGAGAAUAUAAGUUACACGUUCUUGCUGGAGGACGGGAAGAAACAAAGGUCAUGUCAGUGUGUGUGGCAGAUGAGCCACAUUUCCAAUGCAGUUUUAACAAUAUUGGUGAUGAUUUCACCUGUGAGACUUCAAGUCCUGUGCCAGCAACUUAUUAUUGGAUGUCUCGUUCGUCGUCCAACAACAGUUGGAAUGCCGACUCUAACUGGGAAAUGCUACCAAAGUCCUCACAAACAGACUUUGAUCAGUCUUGUAACAAGACAAUCAAGAGUUCACUGAGCACCAAACUUGCUGCAUCACAAUUAAAGUUUUGUCUCACAAAUUCACUUGGCUCCUGGUGCAGCGACCCAAUGUACGUUCGCCCGACAGAACCCAAACCCUACAGAGGUGUUUCAGAUCAAACUGAAGACGACUUAAUGGUUCUGAAAGUAGGCAGUUUGUUCCUGCUUCUUGCUCUGACAGCAGUCAGCUUGGUGCUUGUGUACUUUGUCAGCAAGAAGAAACCUAAGUAUCAGCCUCAGCUUCAGAUGAUCCAGAUGGUUGGACCAAAUGAUAAUGAUUACAUCUACAUCAACUUCAAGGACUUCCAAUAUGACAAAAAAUGGGAGUUUCCCAGAGAGAACCUGGAACUAGGUAAGGAACUGGGCUCUGGUGCAUUUGGCAUGGUCAUCCAGGCAACAGCUUAUGGCAUCAACAGUCCUGGCGUCUCACAUCAGGUGGCGGUCAAGAUGCUGAAAGAGAAAUAUCAGGCAGCGGAGAAGGAGGCUUUGAUGUCAGAGCUCAAGAUGUUGACUCACAUCGGUCAACAUGUCAACAUUGUUAAUCUGCUUGGAGCGUGCACAGACUCAGGACCAAUAUACCUGAUUUUCCAGUACUGCUACUAUGGAGACCUGCAAAACUAUCUGAAGAACAACAGUGUGCGCUACCACAAGUCUGUGACUGAUGCUUUCAACAACGACCGCUUCAGCAACCUGUACCACAAUCUGCAGAGCAGCAAAGGCUCCAGUGAGCGUGAAACAUCAGUGGACCCCUAUGUGCCCAUGUUCAGUUGUGUCACGAGGGGGCAUGAGAACAUCGCCCUUCUCACCCUGAGCUCCAGUACCAUGGAUGGCUAUGAAGACCCAGAGAUCUAUGAAGAACCUGAAGACCAAACAGACCUACAAGCUCUGACCUUUGAUGACCUGUUGAGCUUUGCCUACCAGGUGGCCAAGGGCAUGGAGUUUCUUUCCUCCAAGAAUUGCAUCCAUCGGGACCUGGCAGCUCGAAACGUGCUCGUGACAAAAGGCAGGCUUGUGAAAAUUGGCGACUUUGGACUGGCUCGAAACAUUGACAGUGACUCCAACUACGUCGUGAGAGGAAAUGUGCGUUUGCCAGUAAAGUGGAUGGCACCAGAAAGCAUCUUUCAACGGACGUACACCGUGCAGAGCGACGUCUGGGCUUAUGGCGUUCUCCUCUGGGAAAUCUUCUCACUCGGUGUGACGCCAUAUCCAGGGAUGAAGGUGGAUCAAAAAUUCUACUCCAUGAUUGAAAGAGGAUUUAGGAUGGAGUGUCCAUAUUACAGCAACGACACUGUUUAUGCCAUGAUGUGUGAUUGUUGGGCCCUGGAGCCGCACAACCGUCCUUCUUUCUCCACACUGGUGGCUUUUAUGGCGAAGCAGUUGAACGACAGGGAGGAGAAGCUUUACCAUAACACGAUAGACCAAAUCUCCACUGACCACCACAAUGAGGCAGCCGUUCUGGACAUUGAAGCCUUGACAAAACAAAAUGAGAAUAAAUCUCAGCAAGCCAAUGAGUACUGCCAGACAAAAACAUCAGUGGUUGAAUCAGACACGGUCACAGAUGAAGACAAAUAUCUGAAGUCACCCAGUACAGAGCGAUCACCUGCUACUGAAUGCAUGGAACCAUAGGCCUCGAUGUCUUCACUGAAGGCAGCUUUCACACCAUUAUUGUUGUAUUUUUAAUCUGUUAGCAUAUUACUGUCACUGUUACUGCCAGGAAAUACAGUAUAUUGCUUGUAUUGCCAACAGUACCCUUCAGUGACCACCAGGACGCUGUGGUUAGAACGAAGCUUCACAAGCAGCUUGAUAGGCCUGGUUGCCUUUUUUAUUUUGCAUAGCAAAAGAUUUAAACAUAACCCAAAAUACUAGGAGAUUCAUUGGUCCUCACCUGCACCUAUCAACACCCAAAUUUUCUGGGUUGAAUAUGCAGUAGUUGUUGCCAGGGCUGGACUGGCAUCUGAAAAGGGCCCGGGCACUUUUUGAUCACCUGAGGGUCCAGCGCCGUUAUAUAGACGAUAUAUAUAUAGGCCUAUAUAUGAUGUCUGGAAGCAUAUGCUAAAGAAGAAUGUAUGUGAAGUUCUGUGUAUGUAUGUUUUUGAGGGUGAGAGAGAAGAGGAUAAGGUCACUAACUUUUUUUUCCCUGAUUAUGAGCCCUGAUAUGAGCCCUGGCCAGUGAAUCUCAAUGCGAAAAAAAAAUACAUAUAUAUUCAUACCAUUUUCCUUAAGCAAAAACUGAAAACGGAU
Molecule: messenger RNA, 3700 nt
Organism: Thalassophryne amazonica
Lineage: Eukaryota; Metazoa; Chordata; Actinopteri; Batrachoidiformes; Batrachoididae
Gene: flt3
Product: fms related receptor tyrosine kinase 3
Exons: 24
Coding region: 29-3085 (1018 amino acids)
Biological process (GO): protein phosphorylation; B cell differentiation; positive regulation of kinase activity
Cellular component (GO): signaling receptor complex
Molecular function (GO): ATP binding; transmembrane receptor protein tyrosine kinase activity
Source: RefSeq, a predicted model, not a curated record